Lathyrus oleraceus (garden pea) is the source of this 561-nucleotide messenger RNA. RefSeq lists its product as uncharacterized. The coding region runs from base 1 to 561 and encodes 186 amino acids. The record is from RefSeq and is a predicted model, not a curated record. The transcript has a single exon. NCBI's taxonomy places the organism in Eukaryota, Viridiplantae, Streptophyta, Magnoliopsida, Fabales, Fabaceae.
AUGGUUUGUUUGCAUUGUCCUGUGACUGUUUAUGGCAGGGAUUUCAUCAUUGAAAUAGUGUGCUUACUGUUAAGUCAAAUCGAUAUUAUCUUAGGUAUGAAUUGGUUGAUAUUCAACCACGUCUAUAUUAACUGUUAUAAUAAGUCCGUGCUUUUUCCAGAGUUUGGUGUAGAGGAAGAUUUUAUGUUUAUUUCUGCUAGUCAAGUGGAAAAGUUCUUAAAAGGUGAAGAGAAGGUGUUUGCUAUGUUUUCUUCCUUGAAACUCGAGACAGAAGAAGUGAUCGGUAAUCUGCAGGUAGUCUGUGAUUUUCCAGAUGUAUUUCCUAAUGACAUCAGUGAUCUACCUCCAGAAAGAGAAGUUGAAUUCACCAUAGAUUUAGUACCUAGUACUAGACCUGUGUCGAUGGCUCCUUACAGAAUGUCUCCAUCAUAUUUAAGUGAACUGAAGAAGCAAUUAAAAGAAUUGCUUGAGAAGAGAUUUAUCAGACCAAGUGUGUCACCUUGGGGAGCGCCAGUGUUGCUUGUAAAGAAAAAAGGAUGGGAGUAUGCGGUUGUGUGUUGA